This is a messenger RNA of Microbotryum saponariae, 624 nucleotides long. The record is from the annotation of a GenBank genome assembly. Lineage: Eukaryota; Fungi; Basidiomycota; Microbotryomycetes; Microbotryales; Microbotryaceae.
AUGGCUGGAAGUCGACGAGCGGCGCGACAGGGGACGUCCGGUAGGUACGUGCGGAGGAUCCAUUGCCGAGAAGGACCGUUCCCCGGGUUGGUCCUGCUCGUGUGAAGACGUGGCCGAGCUAGGUGGCCCCUGGUGGGAUCUUGAUGCCGCUGGUGAAUGUGCUGGCAUGCCUGGCAUCACAUCGGAGACGUCCGAGGAUGCAUGUGAAUGUCUUCGGGCGUGGAGGGACCUUGACUCGUGGGCGCCAUCACUGGCUUCAUCGCUUGGCUCGCCGGCAGUCUCGUGCGUCACUGUCAUUCGGUACCUCUCCAUUCCAGAGCUCGAAGGACAGGGUUCAGGCGUCCACGACGUGCUGUGAGGAUACUGCAUCCCCAUCCUUGUGUUCUUGCUGACGGGGUGAACACUCAGGCGAUCACCGGCCUUCGCUACCGAGUAGACGUGCAUCGAGCGGUCGCUGCUUUGCGUUGCGAUGAACUGGUUUCGCGGGUCCCAUGCGACGCCUUGCACAAAUCCGGAGUGUUCGGCAAUCUUGUGCAGCAGAUUUCCCUGGGCCACGUCGAAGAAAUAGACUGUGUGAUCGAUGCUUCCCACCGCAACGUGGGCGCCAUUAGGGGAGAAGCAUAG